AUGGCUCCAACAGUAAGCAAACGAAUCAAAACUCUAUCCGUAAGCAGACCAAUAAUAUAUGGCAAUACGGCUAAAAAGAUGGGUAGCGUUAAACCACCUAAUGCUCCUGCUGAACAUACUCAUUUAUGGACAAUUUUUGUUAGAGGCCCACAAAAUGAAGACAUAUCUUACUUCAUCAAGAAGGUCGUAUAUAAACUCCAUGAUACCUAUCCAAACCCUGUAAGGUCCAUAGAAGCUCCUCCAUUCGAACUGACUGAAACAGGGUGGGGUGAGUUUGAUAUAAACAUCAAGAUUUACUUUGUGGAGGAGGCUAAUGAGAAAGUCCUAAACUUCUACCAUCGGUUACGACUUCAUCCUUAUAUAAAUCCUUUAUCAAAUUCCACCAAUGGAAAUGAACAGGAUACAACAAACCAUAACGGUAAAGAUGCAGAAGUUAGCUCUGUUUACUUUGAUGAAAUUGUAUUUAAUGAGCCAAAUGAAGAUUUUUUUAGAAUUUUAAUGAGCCGACCAGGAAAUGUUUUACCUUCAAACAAAACCGAUAGUUGCGUAUACUCCAAACAAUUAGAACAGGAAGAAAUUGACAGAAUAAAGAUUGGUAUAGUAAAAGUUGAUAAGGAAAUAGAUGAAUUGAAGCAAAAGCUAGAAAACUUAGUAAAGCAAGAAGCCAUUGAUGGAAGUUAG
Saccharomyces mikatae IFO 1815 is the source of this 681-nucleotide messenger RNA. It is a transcript of the gene YAF9, whose product is annotated as YEATS domain-containing protein YAF9. The record is from RefSeq and is a predicted model, not a curated record. Lineage: Eukaryota; Fungi; Ascomycota; Saccharomycetes; Saccharomycetales; Saccharomycetaceae. The coding region runs from base 1 to 681 and encodes 226 amino acids. Gene Ontology annotation, biological process: regulation of DNA-templated transcription. The transcript has a single exon.